AUGGCCGAGGAAACAGAGAGGGCGUUCCACAACACGUGGCUUUUCAAAGCUGACGAUGUACUUAAUCGCUCGCCGUCGCGGAAACAAAUGACUGUGCCACAAAUCUUAAAAGUUUAUGAACUGAUAUACGACUUUCUCGUGAGACUAGCAUCUGUGCUUAAGCUUGAUGGACGAACCAUAUUGGCUGCAACGAUAUAUAUCCAUCGUUUCUAUAUGAGGAUGCCAAUUACUACAUCGAAAUACUUUGUUGCAUGUGCCGCUGUGGCCAUUUCUUGCAAGCUUCACGAUACUUAUAGACCGCCUGACAAGAUAGCACUCACAGGCUGCCAGAUUAAGCAUCCAGGGAAACAUGUGGACCAGCAUUCAAGCACGUUCUGGAGCUGGAGAGACCAGCUUCUAUAUCGUGAGGAGGUGAUGUUGAAAAACCUCAAUUUCGAAGUAUCGGUGGAUCUUCCGUACGAGAUCACUGAGGAGCUUCUCAAGAAGAAACCAGAGGACCUGAAGGGCAAUGGGUUUUAUGAAAAACUUGCAGACAUUCUCAAAAUCACAACCUCCAAAAUAGAGCUUCUAAGUGCAUUGCCGGUUUUGCUUGUUUAUGAUAUAUUUACCUUGUAUGGCGCCAUGUUGGUUCUCACAGUUAACGAAGCCAAAGAGAAGUUUGAGGAACUUGACGCCAUUAACUUACCAAAAGACUUUUGCAAAAUGAGAUUGGCGUCUCUGCCGAUGAGUGUUUCGAAUGCUAUCAGUUUAUACUAA
This is a messenger RNA of Candidozyma haemuli, 756 nucleotides long. It is a transcript of the gene BUR2, whose product is annotated as Bur2p. Bases 1 to 756 code for a protein of 251 amino acids. Gene Ontology annotation, cellular component: cyclin/CDK positive transcription elongation factor complex; nucleus. The transcript has a single exon. Gene Ontology annotation, molecular function: cyclin-dependent protein serine/threonine kinase activator activity. Gene Ontology annotation, biological process: positive regulation of DNA-templated transcription, elongation; regulation of transcription by RNA polymerase II. NCBI's taxonomy places the organism in Eukaryota, Fungi, Ascomycota, Pichiomycetes, Serinales, Metschnikowiaceae. The record is from RefSeq and is a predicted model, not a curated record.